Messenger RNA from Rhopalosiphum padi (bird cherry-oat aphid), 1563 nucleotides. Its product is annotated as voltage-dependent L-type calcium channel subunit beta-3-like. Gene Ontology annotation, cellular component: voltage-gated calcium channel complex. Gene Ontology annotation, biological process: chemical synaptic transmission; regulation of voltage-gated calcium channel activity; neuromuscular junction development. The transcript is spliced from 8 exons. The record is from RefSeq and is a predicted model, not a curated record. Lineage: Eukaryota; Metazoa; Arthropoda; Insecta; Hemiptera; Aphididae. Gene Ontology annotation, molecular function: high voltage-gated calcium channel activity; protein binding. The annotation marks the transcript as partial.
UCCGGUGGCUUUAAUCCUGUAGAAAGUAUGGACCGGCAACCAUUGAAACGCACCUGCCCGACGACGAAAGAGGUGGCAUUUUCCAUACGCACAAAUGUUGCUUAUGAUGGCAGUAUGGAUGACGACUGUCCAAUAAAAGGUCGUGCAAUCUCAUUUAAGAUUCAAGAUUUUUUGCAUAUCAAGGAAAAGUAUGAUAACAACUGGUGGAUAGGCCGUCUGGUGAAAGAGGGCUCUGAUUUGGGUUAUAUACCAUCCCCUACCAAACUUGAAGUCAUGCGUAGUAUGAUUAACCAAUUACCAAGUUCAACCAAAAAUUCGAUAUCUUCAAACUCGGAUGGUAGUCCUACUGUUGGAAGUAGUCAUACGCCUGCUCUAAUUAUUCCAACAGUAAAAGAUAAAAGACAUUUUUUUUCGAAGAAACAAGAUACCUCACUUGCACCUUACGAUGUUGUUCCUUCGAUGAGACCAAUUGUUAUAGUCGGACCAUCUUUAAAGGGAUACGAAGUAACUGAUAUAAUGCAAAAAUCAUUAUUCAAUUUUUUGAAAUGUCAUUUUGAAGGAAGAGUUAUCAUUACUCGCGUAAUAGCUGAUAUAGCAUUGGCUAAAAAGUCCUUCAUUAAUGAUUCGUCGAAAAUAAAUAAACCUGGUUCACGAUCGAAUACAAUAGCUUACGUGCAACAGGAAGUUGAACGGAUUUAUGAGCUCGCUCAAACAUUACAACUUGUUGUUUUGGAUUGUGAUACCAUCAAUCAUCCUUCGCAAUUAGCAAAAACAUCUUUGGCACCAACCAUAAUAUAUAUAAAAGUCCAACCACAAACACUACAAAAGUUAAUUAAAAAUCGAGGUAAAUCACAAUAUCGACAUCUCAAUGUUCAAAUGGUUGCGUCUGAAAAGUUGGCUCAAUGUCCAACAGAAAUGUUUGACGUAAUACUAGACGAAAAUGAGUUAGAUGAUGCAUGUGACCAUAUGGCUGAAUUCUUGGAGUCUUAUUGGCGAGCAACACAUCCAUCAGUGACCCUGGACUAUAACGAACAGCAACUAUUGAGGCCAAUUAAAAGAUCGCCAAACAUAGAUAUAUCCAUGUUAAUGUCGAACAUGAACAAUUGCUCUCUGCCAGAGUAUAAACCAAUGGCCAGUACAUCGUCCUAUGCACAUAGCAAGCACAACAAUUAUGAGCGUUAUGAUCAAGAAAGAACAGAGAAUAUGUCACGUACAGCUACCGUGUAUAAGCCGCAUAAUCAAAAACUACUGCAACAGCGUUACCGUGAUGUAGACCAGCAUGACCAUCUGCGACAGCCGCUUCAUCUUAAUCAUUCUCAACUGCAAUAUCAUCUUGAAGAUCGACACAGCAACAAUCGCGAUAGUCGGUUAUAUCGAAAUCGUGUCGUGCAGCUGCGUUAUCACGAAAAUCAACAGUAUUCUUUUGAAUACCAUCAGCGUCAAGAUCAACGCUAUCCACAUCAACAGCAAAAUAACGAUCAACAGAGGCAGAAACAACGUAGUGAAAAACGGCGUGAGCGACACGUGUCAUUCGCCUGUCCUCUACAUCACGAUAAAGAGUAA